Mizuhopecten yessoensis (Yesso scallop) is the source of this 1199-nucleotide messenger RNA. RefSeq lists its product as uncharacterized. Lineage: Eukaryota; Metazoa; Mollusca; Bivalvia; Pectinida; Pectinidae. The transcript is spliced from 3 exons. The coding region runs from base 1 to 816 and encodes 271 amino acids. The record is from RefSeq and is a predicted model, not a curated record.
AUGACCAAUCACAUCGGGUAUGCAUUGACCGUGAAUAAAACUAUGGUAGCGUUCCGAUGUGAUGCUUUCAUUGAUGACGGGGAGACCAUGCUCACACGGGCACUACGUGUCCGGAAAGGUUACGAAGGUAGAGGGAUGGUCAAUCGCCUGGGAGACUUCAUCUCUCAGGAAAAUGCAGGAAAUCUAAGGCUCAAACGCAGAGUGUACACAUUCGGCAAUACAAAUCUCUUAAAGAAAGUGGAGCAGGGGAAGGCCACCCUCGUUCUACAGAAGGCCAUCUUGCUCUACAAAGGACUAGUGUCAAAGGUCGUCCCUUCUCUCCCUACCGUUACCAAUACACAAAUCAGGAUCCUGAACAAGGCGGACAUGCAGAAACUACUUUCAUCAAAAACAGACACGGACAGUUUGUUUCCUCAAGGAAGAAUUAUUGCUGACUGGGUACCGUAUCGUCUGUUGGCCAUUAAUGUCGAUCAUUUCUUCAACGACUUCUGUCUUAUUUUAGGCAGUGACUGUAAAGAUGGGGACUCGGUCAGACUCGAACUCAUGACACUGGCAGUUAGUUACACGGUACCUAACGGAAUUAGGUACACUAUAGAAAUAUAUGGUAGUUUGACAGAACAAAUGUUUUCAGAUCACAUGGCAGAGCAUCUCAGAAAAUGUUCUACGUUUGACCGUGAUAAUAUUAAUCUUUUAAUACACCAUGAACAAGGCAGACAUGAUCCAGACAUUAUUACGAAAACCAUGCAGCAGUUUGGAAUGACUGCUUCUGAUAGAAUUCACUCCACUAUGUAUGCAGCUGAAGAAUCCACGAUUUAAGUAUUUUAUAUAAAAUUAACAUUUUCGGCAAGAUGGUUUGUUUCUGUCUUUGGACGUUGAACUCUUUUGUAAAAUAAACUUGAUAAUGUUCCUUAAAUAUUUGCUGCUUCAAAUAAUUUGACAUUGUUUAUCACAUUUUUAUCUUUUACACUUUGACUUAAAAUACGUCUAUGUGGUUGAAAGUCUCUUAAACAAAGACUUUCUUUACCGACACGAAGAGGGACAGGGAAUGUCAUGGUAUAAUCUCAUUUUUAUAUUUCCAUACAUGUAGGUUAACACAGUUUUAUCAUACUCAAUUUCUUUUACUUCCUAUGGUUUACUCGAGUUUGAUUCAUGUCCAAGCCUUUGUUGAAAAGACUAUGCCCUUAACUUUUGUUUGUAAA